Naegleria lovaniensis is the source of this 1965-nucleotide messenger RNA. RefSeq lists its product as uncharacterized. Gene Ontology annotation, molecular function: protein binding. The transcript is spliced from 3 exons. Lineage: Eukaryota; Heterolobosea; Eutetramitea; Acrasida; Naegleriidae. The record is from RefSeq and is a predicted model, not a curated record. The coding region runs from base 1 to 1965 and encodes 654 amino acids.
AUGCUUGCUCGCAAUUUCAUUCUCAGAAACGUUGCAUUCCCUUCCGUUCAAAAGAAGGCGUUGUUGUUUGCCUGUGCUUCAAAGAUGAUGCACUCGUCAAGUCAAUAUGAAGCAACAAGGAUUUUUUCAUUCGGAAUGAAUGGGUCAAUUCACAACAACCAUGCGUAUUUCACCACCAACAUGGCGAGAUUGACUCCGAACGAGCAUCAACAACCACUGGAUGAAUCAUCUCUUAGCCAGCACAUUUUCCAAUUUAUUCAAGGCCAUUCCGAAAAUCUUCCUUUGCAAAGUUUCAAUGAAUUGGACAAGUUAUUACAGACUUUAAUUUUCCAGGCUCAUCUUGUUUAUCGGGCAAAGUCUUUGGACGAAUGGAGGCCGCUGUAUAAUGAAAUUCUCAAUAUCUUGAUUAACAAUUCUCAGAUUUUUGCAGAAUUAGACCAAAAUCAAGUCAAAGAGUACGAAGCAGAUAUCAAGUCAUUUGGAGACGCAAUUAUAGGUACUUUUGAAAAGUAUGGAAAGACUGACGCAGCAACAAGUGAAAAUAAGGAAGUAGCAAAUUUCUUGAGACUUUUGGCUGAGGACAUUGUCAUUUCUGCCCUUCCAACUGUUAAAACCCAGAACCUAUACAAGUCAUUCCUACAAAACGUAAUUUCAGAGAUGGAAGCUUUUUCUAAAACAGCCUCCUCUCAACAAUUCAAGGUUAUUCUUCUUGCUAGACAGGCACUUUGUUAUCACAAAAUUGGUGAGCUAGAAAAUGCUUUGAAGACUGCAGAUAGGGUUGUAGAAUUGAUGCCAACAUUUGCUCCUGGAUAUCUUGUUCGUGCAUCCACACAGUUGUUCCUUGACCAGCCUCAACAGGCCAUCAUAGAUUGCAAUCAAGCUCUAGAGCUCGAACCUGGAAACUUGGAGGCCUAUCUAUGCAGAGCUGUUUCAUAUUUGAAAUUAGGAGAAGAUGACAAAGCUCUAUCUGAUUUGAACACAUUAUUGGACAUGUAUCCUUCAAGAUUCGACGCUUUGACAAAGAGAUCAGGAAUUUACUUUGGAAAGAAACAAUAUGAUCGUGCAAUUAUUGAUCUUGAGAGAGCCUUAUUUUAUAAUCAAAAUGAUGUACAAGUUUUUCAAGAUGUCAUUUUCAGCUUUGACUGCCAAAAUGACAAGUUUGCCGAGCAGCUGAUUAUUGGUUUGUUCAAUAAGCAUAGAGGACAAGCAGUAGAUUCUGUUAAGGCUUUUGAUGAGUCAAUCAAAAUUGAUUCAAGUGAUCCAGUUGCAUACCACCAACGAGGUUUGCUACUUUAUAACUACAUGGGUCAACCCAAUGAUGCUGCCAAGGACUUUGAGGCAGCCCUUGAUAGAAGAGGUCGAUUAACCUCUGAUGACUACUUGGGAAUUGUACUUCAAGAUUAUGGUAUGGUGGUAUUGAAUUCGUUUGUUUCUGAAUUCAAGGAUAAGCCUCCCAGUGAUGUUCCAACAUUCGAGACAGCACCACAGUUAAAGAAGGCAUACAGAGCGUUCGAAGAAGCUACUACUAAGUUGCCUCCACAAGCUCAAUUGAAAGCAUUAAGCAGCAUUGGAAGUAUUCAUGUAAUUAUGAACGAAAAUGAAAAAGGAAUUGAAACUUUCACAAAGGCCAUAGAGUUAUCAAAGCCAAGAGAAGGAAGUCAACUCACACAAGAAUUGAGAAGUGAAAUUGCUGCAGCUUAUUUCAACAGGGCUCAUGUCUAUCACAUGAAAAUGCUCAACAAUGAAGCAGCUCUCAAGGACUACUCGAUCGCUAUCAAGCUGAAUCCUGGCAAUCCUCUCUUCUACCACUAUAGAUCGAUGUUGCACAUUUCAAUGGGAAAUGAUGACUUGGCUAAAAAAGAUGAUGACUUGGCCAAGAAGAUUACUGAAAGACAACAACAAAAGAUGAAGGAAAUGCAACAAAUCCAAGAACAAAUGGCCAAUAAUCAGCCACCCCAACAAUAA